AGCAACCGUAUUUCACACUAAUCGUUGUGGAUUACGAGAAAAUGUUGGUUUUAAUUCUCUUAGGUUUAGUUAUUUGUGUGAGUGGACAGGAUUAUAAAUUAAAUAUUGUACAUUACAAUGAUUUUCAUGCGAGGUUCGUAGAAACUAGUCAAUCGGGUAGGAUUUGUGACCCAGCAGCAGGACCAUGCAUUGGGGGCUUCGCCAGACUGGCGACAAAGAUUCGAGAAUCAGUGCAAAAAGAGACCAACACCCUGGUGCUAAACGGUGGUGAUACCUUCCAAGGUACCAUCUGGUUCAAUCUUUUGAAGUGGAACGUGUCGAAAGACUUUAUGAAUAUGGUGUAUCAUGAUGCUCAUGUACUAGGAAACCAUGAAUUCGAUCAUGGAGUAUCGAAACUGGUUCCUUACCUCCAAAACCUUGAACAUGAAGUGGUAACAGCCAACAUAAUAGAUGAUGAGGAACCCAGUAUUCAGGGCUUAUAUAAGCCAAGUAUUGUAGUGCAGAAGAAUGGAAGAAAGAUUGGUAUCAUUGGCGUUAUUAUUUCAAGUACUAAUGAAUUAGCUAUGACUGGAAAACUUAAAUUUAAAGACGAAGUUGAAACAGUAAAAGCUGAAGCUGAGAAAUUGACUCAACAAGGCGUUGAUAUUAUUGUAGUUUUAUCACACUGUGGUAUAGAUGUUGAUAAAGAGAUAGCUCGUCGUGCGGGGCCUCACAUUGACAUAAUUGUAGGUGGGCAUAGCCACACACUUCUAUAUAAUGGAGCCCCACCUAUAAACUCUUCUUACACCCCAUAUGGGCCGUACCCACUAACUGUUCAAAAUGAACAUAAACGAGAAGUGUUAAUUGUACAAGCGGGCGCGCAUACGGAAUAUCUGGGUGAAAUCAAAUUAAGUUUCGAUGAUGCCGGUCAUAUAACGGAUUGGAGCGGAAAUCCACAUUAUCUAGGACCGGAAGUUGAAGAAGCUCCUGAUGUAAUGGAGAAAAUCAACGAAUAUUUACCAAGAAUAAACGAGCUAGCAAAAAGGAAAGUGGGUGAAUCAAAAGUAUUCCUCUCUGCAGAUUGUCGCUGUGGUGAGUGUAAUCUAGGAAACUUGAUUUGUGAAGCUUUUAUGCACGCUGUCAUGAAUAAAACUAUAGGAAGUAAUUGGCAUUACGCACACUUCUGUGUAAUGAACAGAGGCUCUAUUCGGAGUGACAUUGUCAGCGGAGAUAUAACGUUCGAAGCCAUGUUACUGUCUAUGCCAUUUGAAAAUACCGUUGAAGUGUUUGACUUACGCGGAGACCAUGUUCUGGAGAUGUUGGAAUACAGCGUAGCCAAUCAACCUUGGGCUGGGGCAAGGAUGUUACAAUACUCUGGUCUUCGAGUUAACUUUGACGGUUCCAGACCACUAAAUCAGCGAGUUCUCAAUGUGACUGUGCGUUGUAUUGAAUGUGAUGUACCACGAUACGAGCCUUUGGACCCCAAUAAGAUGUACAAAAUCGUAACACAAAAUUUCUUGGCUGAGGGAGGUGAUGGUUUUACUAUGAUAUCGAAAAAUCGUGGGCCGAAAGAAAUCAUUGGUAUAGACAGCGACGUCUUUAUGACAUACUUAGAGAGAGAGCUCCCCGUCAUAAGAGACCACGAUGGACGGAUUCAUAUAACAAAUCCCUGCCAAACUGAAAACUGAUGAUGAUCAAAUAGAAUUAAAUCACAAAAUCUAUACAUAAUUGUAUACAUAAUGAAGUUCAGUUAUAAUUAGAAUACCUGAAGGUUUGCGGAGAGAUUGCAGGAUGCAAUGAAACUGCUUAAUUAUUUAUAAAAUUUAAUAAAAAUUAAAAAAAUGCCCUCUAUUUAUUAUAACACUUCCAAAACAAUUAAUUUGUGAAGAAAUGGCCUGGCUAUGCAUUAAUCAAUAUAUUAAAUAUUAUUAUUUUCUUAAUUGUUGUUAAUUUUGGAGUGUAUAUUUUCUUUGGAGUUAAUGGAUCACUCUGAGUACGUCUAUAAAAAAAUAUUGGCCUCUUUGAAGCCUGUCUAAUUGGGACCGGAAGAAUUGAUAAAGGUGAAUACCAUUUAUAAAAAUUCAAGCUCUGAAUAUUGUCCUAACAAUACAUUUUGGUUAGGUAUUCCAGUAAUUACGUUAAAAAUUUUGAAAAUAUCAUUAAAUACUUUACGAUAUUUUUAACAUAUUAUUAGAUUACGUCAUAUCCCUAACUUGCGUACUAACUACCUCACUACUAACUAAUUGACGUGAGACUGAUCUUGAAUUAGUUUAUCAUGAUUUAUGUGCACUUUUUACUGUUUGUUUUUUUUAUGUAUCCUAUUUCAGUUUUCAUUAAAUUAUGUUUCAUGUUUUUAUUCUUUUAUGCAAUGUAACUAAGUGUUCAUAAAAAUAAAUAAAUAAACACUUUGUUCUAAAAAAAUUGUUAAGUUCUACGUGUAACAUACAACAUAACAACAUACAACUGGUGUCCAGUUGGUCAUGACUUUUAGCGACCAGCGUUAAAGCACACACACGAAUAGGUAAAUUAUUGCGUUAGAAGGCGAACGAUGAAAUGUUCACAAGAUGUUGUGGUUGAGGCCACUCAUAAAGGGUUGUAGCCUCACUCAAUGUAUGUAUGUACAUUGCAAUCCCUUAAUUCUAAAAUACUUCGUUUCAAAUAGUUAAUAUGCAGAAUGUUAAGAAAAUCGCUUAGCGAUAAAUGGUUUGGAGGUAUUAAUUUAACUUGCAGCCCGCCUCAAUGUCCCGUGAAAUUGCAUCCGAUGCAAAGCGUUCAAGAGUUUAAAAUUAAACUGCAGUAAAACCUAGCACUUGUUUUGUAUCCUAGUUAAAUUUGUAUGGCCACUUUAUUGCAUUCUCUCUUGAGAAACAUUUUUUUAUUAAUGGUUUAUAUUACAUUAAACGGAUUAUUAAUUUACGUAAUCGGUACAUUAUUUAUAGAAUGGAUCUGUGUUUGAGCGGAAUCUGAUUGAUUUUCAUUUUGAAAAUAAUACAAAAGUUCAUGACUCUCAUCUAAGAUCUUGUUCAAGCCUAUGGUCGAUGAUCUUUCUAGUGAUAUCAGAAUAACAUACCUUUGGUAAAAUAUACUUCAG
This is a messenger RNA of Pieris rapae (cabbage white), 3070 nucleotides long. RefSeq names its product apyrase. The coding region runs from base 42 to 1667 and encodes 541 amino acids. The record is from RefSeq and is a predicted model, not a curated record. Gene Ontology annotation, cellular component: plasma membrane. The transcript is spliced from 11 exons. Gene Ontology annotation, biological process: AMP catabolic process. Lineage: Eukaryota; Metazoa; Arthropoda; Insecta; Lepidoptera; Pieridae. Gene Ontology annotation, molecular function: 5'-nucleotidase activity; metal ion binding; nucleotide binding.